AGAAACCGCAACCGCCCGCAUCCACAAACUUCCGCAACCGCAACCGCAACCACAACCGCUGCGUUUAAACCAGUCAGGCCCUUAAUCGUUUUCUGUCUCAAUUUUUCAAUCCCCGACUUCGAUGCUAGAUUAGGGUCCAAUACAUUCGUAUCAUAAUUAAUUAUGCAAAAUAAACACUAAAAAGUAAAAAGAGAAACUAGAAAAAUGGGUUGUGCGAGAGGAAGAAUAUUAUUUUCCUGAAAUAAUUAUCUAGUAUUUAUGUCAAAUUCAAAAAAGUAUAGUAAGUAUGAAAAGAUUGUAUUAUAGAUUUUUAAAUUAGUUGGAUUUAUAGAAUAAAUUUAAGGGUUUUUGAUUAAUACUGGUUAUUAAUUAGUUAUAGUUUAGUUGUGUGCACAAUUUAUUUUUACUAGAAAAUUAUUUUUAUUUAUUCCAAAUCGUAUUUUUAAAUAUAUUUUCAUACAUAUGUGACUAAUAUAGGAAAUAUAAAUUUAAAUACAAAAUUUUAUUUUAAAUUGAUGUGAAAAUUGUCACAUUUUCAGCUAUAUCAUUUUUAAAAAAAGAAUUAAAGUUUAUUGACAUAUAUUGGUAAUGGUAUUAGUAUAUUUGUUAACUUAUAUGUAAAUUUAUGUAGUUGAAAUUUUAUAUCAUUUUAACUUAAAGUCAUAUCAUAAUUACAUAAGAUUUAUUUCUCAUUUUAUUUGUUUUGUUAGAAUGAUUGUGAUAUGAUGAUACUUAAAACAAUCAUUUGGUAAAUAAUCCUUAAUAUAUAUAACUAAAUCUAGAGCAUACAAUUAUAAAGAAAGAAAUCCAGAAAAUUGAAAUAUAGAAGAAUAAAGAAAACACCAAAACCCCAAAAAUGUAAAAUAUAUAUGAAAUAUCCCCGAUAAACCGGUUAUCGAAUCGAACCGGAUAAACAAGCAACCCGACUCUCCCUCUAAGAUCUUUUAUAAACCUCUCAAAACACACAAGACGCUCUUAUUCUCAACAAACAAAAUUAUUUUUAUUUAUUCCAAAUCGUAUUUUUAAAAUAUAUUUUCAUACAUAUGUGACUAAUAUAGGAAAUAUAAAUUUAAAUACAAAAAAUUAUUUUAAAUUGAUGUGAAAAUUGUCACAUUUUCAGCUAUAUCAUUUAAAAAAAUUUUAAGUUUAUUGACAUAUAUUGGUAAUGGUAUUAGUAUAUUUUUUAACUUAUAUUUAAAUUUAUGUAGUUGAAAUUUUAUAUCAUUUUAACUUAAAGUCAUGUCAUAAUUACAUAAGAUUUAUUUCUCAUUUUAUUUUUGUUUUGUUAGAAUGAUUGUGAUGAUGAUACUUAAAACAAUCAUUUGGUAAAUAAUCCUUAAUAUAUAUAACUAAAUCUAGAGCAUACAAUUAUAAAGAAAGAAAUCCAGAAAAUUGAAAUAUAGAAGAAUAAAGAAAACAACAAAACCCCAAAAAUGUAAAUUAUAUAUGAAAUAUCUCUGAUAAACCGGUUAUCGAAUCGAACCGGAUAAACAAGCAAGCCAACUCUCCCUCUAAAAUAUCUUAUAAACCUCUCAAAACACACAAGACGCUCUUAUUCUCAACGUCUCCUCCCUGGCUCUCUAUCUCUCUCUGCUCUCUUCUUAGGAGAUCAAAGAUGGACUACAAACAGAACCAAACUUACAUUGAUGCCGACGAUAAGGAGAUUACACAAGAGGACGACGAUGAGGAGAUUACACAGGAGGACGCAUGGACCGUCAUCUCAGCCUACUUCGAAGAAAAAGGUCUCGUUCGUCAGCAGCUCGAUUCUUUCGAUGAGUUUAUUCAGAACACUAUGCAAGAAAUCGUCGACGAGUCGUCUGAUGUUGAGAUCCGAGCCGAGUCCCAGCACAAUCCUGGCCACCAACCUGAUUUCGCCGAGAGAAACUACAAUAUUAGUUUUGGACAGAUUUAUCUGAGUAAGCCCACGAUAACGGAGUCUGAUGGAGAGACUGCCACCUUGUUCCCCAAGGCUGCAAGGUUGAGAAACCUCACCUACUCGGCUCCUUUGUAUGUCGACGUUUGCAAGACCGUUAUUAUGAAAGGGCAUGAUGGGGAGGAAAUUACGGAGACACAGGAUUUUACCAAAGUUUUCAUCGGAAAGGUUCCCAUCAUGCUUCGGUCUACUUACUGUACCUUGCAUCAGAAUUCGGAGAAGGAUUUGACAGAGCUUGGAGAAUGUCCGUUUGAUCAGGGCGGAUACUUCAUUAUUAAUGGCAGUGAAAAGGUUCUGAUUGCUCAAGAGAAGAUGAGUUCGAACCAUGUUUAUGUGUUCAAGAAGAGACAGCCGAAUAAGUAUUUGUAUGUCGCUGAAGUCCGUUCCAUGGCGGAAGACCAAAAUAAACCUCCGAGCACAAUGUUUGUGCGUAUGCUCUCUGGCUCGAAAGGGGGUUCAUCUGGACAGUUUAUUCGAUGUACUCUUCCAUAUAUCAAGAAAGAAAUUCCUAUUAUCAUAGUAUUUCGUGCAUUGGGAUUUGUUGCCGAUAAGGACAUAUUGGAACGUAUAUGCUAUGAGUUUGGAGAUACUCAGAUGAUGGAGUUGCUCAGGCCUUCCUUGGAAGAAGCUUUUGUGAUUCAAAGUCAGCAGGUUGCCCUUGACUAUAUUGGAAAACGUGGUGCGCCUGUUGGUACAUCCAAGGAAAAGAGAAUAAAGUAUGCGAGAGAUAUCCUUCAGAAAGAAAUGUUUCCUCAUAUAGGAGUCGGGGAGUUUGAGACGCCGAAAGCUUACUACUUCGGGUACGUAUUCAGCUCACUCGUGUUCUUUGAGUUUCAUAGUGCUUUGUGUUUCUCAUAUUAUGCAAUAACCCUCAGGCUUAUCAUACACCGGCUGCUGCGUUGUGCACUUGGCCGAAAUCCAGAAGAUGAUAGGGAUCAUUAUGGUAACAGAAGGCUGGAUCUUGCUGGUCCUUUACUUGGAGGGCUGUUUAGAAUGCUUUUCAGAAAGCUAACGAGGGACGUGAGAUCUUAUGUUCAGAAGUGCGUUGACAAUGGCAAAGAAGUCAAUCUUCACUUUGCCAUUAAGGCUAAAACAAUUACCUCUGGCUUGAAAUAUGCUCUUGCUACUGGGAACUGGGGCCAGGCAAACGCUGCUGGCACAAGAGCUGGAGUCUCUCAGGUUCUAAAUCGGUUAACAUAUGCCUCCACUUUGUCACAUCUGAGGCGUCUCAAUUCUCCUAUUGGGCGUGAAGGAAAAUUGGCAAAACCAAGACAACUGCACAACUCACAAUGGGGUAUGAUGUGCCCUGCUGAAACACCUGAAGGACAGGCUUGUGGUCUAGUGAAAAACUUGGCGCUCAUGGUCUACGUUACAGUUGGGUCAGCUGCUUAUCCCAUCUUGAUAUUUUUGGAAGAAUGGGGACUUGAGACUCUCGAGGAAAUAUCCCCAGCAGAUAUACCCCAAGCUACAAAAAUCUUUGUCAAUGGAAAGUGGGUUGGAAUUCAUCGAAUUCCUGACAUGUUGGUUAGAACGUUGAGACUUUUGAGAAGAAGGAAUGAUAUUAACACUGAAGUCAGCGUUGUUAGAGAUAUUCGUCUGAAAGAGCUCAGGAUAUACACUGACUAUGGUCGCUGUAGUCGUCCCUUGUUUAUUGUGGAUAAUCAGAGGCUCUUAAUAAAGAAGAAAGAUAUAUACUCUCUGCAACAAAGGGUAAAGUUUAUAGUCUUUCGUUCUCAAAGUACGUUUUGUUGUAACUUCAGUGUACCAAUACUCGUUUUCAUAACGCAGGAAAGUGCAGAAGAAGAUGGUUGGCAUCAUCUACUUGUAAAGGGGUUUAUAGAAUAUGUAGACACAGAGGAAGAGGAGACUACUAUGAUAUCCAUGACUAUCAAUGAUCUGGUUCAAGCUAGGCUCCGUCCCGACGAGGCAUAUUCUGACACUUACACACAUUGUGAGAUUCACCCUUCUUUGAUAUUGGGCGUGUGUGCUUCAAUCAUACCAUUUCCCGACCAUAAUCAGUCACCCCGUAAUACAUACCAAUCUGCUAUGGGAAAGCAAGCAAUGGGAAUAUAUGUCACCAACUACCAAUUCCGCAUGGAUACCUUAGCCUAUGUUCUAUAUUACCCUCAAAAGCCGCUGGUCACCACAAGAGCUAUGGAGCAUCUUCACUUUAGGCAACUUCCAGCAGGAAUUAAUGCUAUUGUUGCCAUUUCUUGCUAUUCUGGAUAUAAUCAAGAAGAUUCUGUCAUUAUGAACCAGUCUUCAAUAGAUCGUGGUUUCUUUCGAUCCUUGUUCUUCCGGUCUUACAGAGACGAGGAGAGAAAAAUGGGAACCCUUAUCAAAGAAAACUUUGGGCGCCCAGACAGAGGAAACACACUGGGUAUGCGACAUGGUUCUUAUGAGAAACUGGAUGAUGAUGGUCUCGCACCUCCUGGUACUAGAGUUUCAGGUGAAGAUGUAAUCAUUGGGAAAACCACUCCAAUAUCUCAAGACGAGGCUCAAGGAAAAACAUCACGAUACACCAGACGUGAUCACAGUUUAAGCUUGCGUCAUAGUGAAUCUGGCAUGGUGGAUCAGGUGUUAUUGACCACAAAUGCAGAUGGUUUGAAGUUCGUGAAAGUGAGGGUUAGGUCCGUUCGUAUUCCUCAAAUUGGAGACAAAUUCAGCAGUAGACAUGGUCAGAAGGGAACUGUUGGCAUGACAUACACACAAGACGACAUGCCUUGGACGAUUGAAGGCGUUACUCCUGAUAUAAUCGUGAAUCCACACGCUAUCCCGUCUCGGAUGACAAUUGGACAGCUCAUUGAGUGCAUCAUGGGAAAAGUGGCAGCUCAGAUGGGUAAAGAAGGAGACGCCACUCCCUUUACAGAUGUCACGGUGGACAACAUAAGCAAAGCUCUCCAUGAAUGUGGGUACCAAAUGCGUGGAUUUGAGAGAAUGUACAAUGGUCACACAGGCAGACCACUCCCAGCGAUGAUAUUCAUUGGACCAACCUAUUACCAAAGGUUGAAGCAUAUGGUUGAUGACAAGAUCCACUCUCGUGGACGAGGUCCUGUGCAAAUCUUAACAAGACAACCGGCUGAAGGACGAUCCCGUGACGGUGGACUGCGUUUUGGAGAAAUGGAGCGAGACUGCAUGAUUGCUCAUGGUGCUGCUAGCUUUUUGAAAGAGAGGCUGUUUGAUCAGAGCGAUGCGUAUAGGGUACAUGUGUGUGAAACCUGUGGGCUCAUCGCCAUUGCAAACCUGAAGAAUAAUACUUUUGAAUGCAAAGGUUGCAAGAACACAACAGAUAUUGUUCAGGUUCACAUACCAUAUGCUUGCAAAUUACUGUUUCAAGAGCUUAUGUCAAUGGCGAUUGCGCCACGGAUGCUUACUAAAGACCUGAAAUCAGCUAAAGGCAGGAAGUGAGGAGAUUUCUUGUACUCUUUGGCUCUCGUAUCUUUGUGAUAAAACUACAAUUCAAACUUGUGUAUCGUUUAUUUGGUAUUAAUUCUGAACUAGAAACUAGAAACUAUUGAGGUAUAUUUCUAGAGAGGUAUAUGUUUACCAAAAAAAAAACUAGAGACGUAUAUGAUAAUACUUUAGAAGUUAUUAUUAUAUUAACUUGUCAGUGAAUCCGUGACUUGACCA
Brassica rapa (field mustard) is the source of this 5563-nucleotide messenger RNA. RefSeq names its product DNA-directed RNA polymerase II subunit 2-like. Gene Ontology annotation, molecular function: DNA binding; ribonucleoside binding; DNA-directed RNA polymerase activity. Gene Ontology annotation, biological process: DNA-templated transcription. Lineage: Eukaryota; Viridiplantae; Streptophyta; Magnoliopsida; Brassicales; Brassicaceae. The record is from RefSeq and is a predicted model, not a curated record.